CCCACUAUUUCUGUGGCUCAGACACUGACGUGUAUCUCUGUGCUCUGGGUGAUGACGUGUCCUGAACACGCUCCUCUCAUAGAGCUAACUUACUGACCGGUGAUUGCUAACCGCUAGAUUGGGACCGUCAUCAGAGGAACACCAUGGCCAUUAAAUUCCUGGAGGUGAUAAAGCCAUUCUGUGCGGUUUUACCUGAGAUCCAGAAACCAGAAAGGAGGAUUCAGUUCAGAGAAAAGGUGUUAUGGACAGCAAUUACCCUGUUCAUCUUUCUGGUGUGCUGCCAGAUUCCCCUCUUUGGAAUCAUGUCUUCAGACUCAGCAGAUCCCUUUUAUUGGAUGAGAGUGAUUCUGGCAUCCAACAGAGGAACUCUGAUGGAGUUGGGUAUCUCUCCUAUUGUGACGUCUGGUCUAAUCAUGCAGCUGCUGGCUGGAGCUAAAAUCAUUGAAGUUGGAGACACACCUAAAGACCGAGCGCUCUUCAACGGAGCUCAGAAACUCUUUGGCAUGAUCAUCACCAUUGGCCAGGCUAUUGUGUAUGUAAUGACUGGCAUGUAUGGAGACCCUUCAGAGAUGGGUGCGGGAGUCUGCCUCCUCAUCAUCAUCCAGCUGUUUGUGGCCGGUCUGAUCGUGUUGCUGCUGGAUGAGUUGCUGCAAAAGGGUUACGGUUUGGGCUCUGGUAUCUCUCUCUUCAUUGCCACAAACAUCUGUGAGACAAUCGUAUGGAAAGCGUUCAGCCCAACCACAGUCAACACAGGAAGAGGUACUGAGUUUGAGGGAGCCAUUAUUGCUCUGUUCCACCUGUUGGCCACUCGUACUGAUAAAGUGCGAGCUCUGAGAGAGGCCUUCUACAGACAGAACCUGCCCAACCUCAUGAACCUCAUCUCUACAGUCUUUGUCUUUGCUGUAGUCAUAUACUUCCAGGGCUUUAGAGUCGACCUCCCUAUUAAAUCGGCACGUUACCGUGGCCAGUACAACACAUAUCCAAUCAAACUCUUCUACACCUCCAACAUUCCCAUCAUCCUGCAGUCUGCACUGGUGUCCAAUCUUUACGUCAUCUCUCAAAUGCUCUCCACUCGCUUCAGCGGGAACUUCUUGGUCAACCUGCUGGGGACUUGGUCGGAUAGCUCAAGUGGAGGGCCAGCUCGUGCUUACCCAGUAGGUGGUCUGUGCUACUACCUCUCUCCCCCAGAGUCUUUUGGUACAGUUCUGGAUGAUCCAGUUCAUGCCAUCAUUUACAUCAUCUUCAUGCUGGGAUCCUGUGCCUUCUUUUCUAAGACCUGGAUUGAGGUGUCUGGAUCCUCUGCUAAAGAUGUCGCCAAACAACUGAAAGAACAGCAGAUGGUUAUGAGAGGACACCGAGAAACUUCUAUGGUCCAUGAACUCAACAGGUACAUACCCACUGCUGCAGCUUUUGGAGGCCUCUGCAUAGGUGGUCUGUCAGUCAUGGCUGACUUCCUGGGAGCCAUCGGUUCAGGAACUGGAAUUUUGUUGGCCGUCACAAUCAUAUACCAAUACUUUGAGAUCUUUGUGAAAGAACAGAGUGAAGUGGGCAGCAUGGGUGCUCUCCUCUUUUAGUACGGCCCUCUGUGACCACAUCAGACUGUCUGAAUUUAUAAGGUUAAGUUCUUUUGUAUUAUUUUUGUUUUAUUAAAUGCACAAAUUCAAUGUUCUACAUCAAGGAUGUUUUCCCACUGUGCGUCUGAUCCUGACCUGUAGUGGCUCGCUUUGCACCAGAGUUGCAGACUGAAUUGUGUUUUGCUCUCUUGGGGAAAAUAUGGCAGCUUGAUAUCUCUGUAUUAAGUAUGGGAAUGUAACCAUCCACUCUUUCUGUUUAUUUUUUAUUUUUUAUUUUUUUUUAAUCUCCCAAGCCAGUAUCUAUCUAUAGAUGUUUCGGAUUCUAUGUAAUUCCAUUCAAUUAUGCAUAAUAGAAGAAACAUGUCCAAACCUGAUCCACAUUUGAUACGCCCUGCAGUUGUCUCUUUGUGUGAUGAGGUAAGCACAAUGUUAUGUCAUGGCAACAGUUGAUAUGAUGUAAAUAAAAAUAGAUUUUUACGGUUGGUAUGCACACUUUUGCCCGCUGAGUGUGAAAACAUUGGAUUGGUUGUUAAAAUUUGCCCAGGUUUAUCAAUGCCAUUUCUUUGAGAUUUCUGCAUUGGAUUUGUUGAGGUUUUGCCAACAAUUUUUCCAUUAUAUUUAUGUUUGUUGUUUUUCUUCUUGUAUCUACAAGCUAUUGUAAAAUAGUUCUGUGCAUUUCAGGAACACUACUUAAUGUUUCUAUUAUCGCCCCCCUUUUAGAUCUAAUUAGCUUUGGUUUCUUUUAGUGGACCAAAUGCUGCAGAAACUGCCUGUUUAUGAAUAUGCCAGUUUUGAUAUGAGAGGAUGUGGUUUGUAAUAGUGUUUCAUUUGUUGUUUUCUUAUACAGACCACAGUAUUAAAAUUUGUUGCGAAUA
Molecule: messenger RNA, 2449 nt
Organism: Rhinichthys klamathensis goyatoka
Lineage: Eukaryota; Metazoa; Chordata; Actinopteri; Cypriniformes; Leuciscidae
Gene: sec61a1b
Product: SEC61 translocon subunit alpha 1b
Exons: 12
Coding region: 144-1574 (476 amino acids)
Biological process (GO): SRP-dependent cotranslational protein targeting to membrane, translocation; post-translational protein targeting to membrane, translocation
Cellular component (GO): membrane; Sec61 translocon complex
Molecular function (GO): signal sequence receptor activity; transmembrane protein transporter activity; ribosome binding
Source: RefSeq, a predicted model, not a curated record